Molecule: messenger RNA, 471 nt
Organism: Anthostomella pinea
Lineage: Eukaryota; Fungi; Ascomycota; Sordariomycetes; Xylariales; Xylariaceae
Source: the annotation of a GenBank genome assembly
AUGUCGCUCGUCUCGGGAGAGAAGUCGAGCUUCCAGUUCAUUCUCCGUUUACUCAACACCAAUGUCGACGGCAAGGAGAAGGUCCUCUACGCUAUGACCCGCAUCAAGGGUGUCGGACGCCGAUACUCCAACUUGGUCUGCAAGAAGGCCGACGUAGACUUGAACAAGCGCGCCGGUGAACUGACAGCUGAAGAGCUCGAGCGAAUUGUCACCAUUCUCCAGAACCCCACGCAAUACAAGAUCCCCACCUGGUUCCUCAACCGUCAGCGCGAUAUCACCGAUGGCAAGAACUCCCACCUGCUCGCAAACGGUGUCGACUCCAAGCUGCGCGACGAUUUGGAGCGCCUGAAGAAGAUCCGCGCCCACCGCGGUCUCCGUCACUACUGGGGCCUCCGCGUUCGUGGUCAGCACACCAAGACCACCGGCCGUCGUGGACGCACCGUCGGUGUGUCCAAGAAGAAGGGUGGUUAA